AGAACCUUUACCAAAAAAUGUCAAUGUCCCGGAGAACGUCGGAGGUUUCACGCGGGCGUCGCAGGAGCAUGAACAUCUUCUCUCACUCACAGCAACAGAACCACGCUCGUUACCUUGACGGUCUGAAGCAGGAGUUCAAGAAAGCAUACGCUAAUCCCCCCGUUUGUACAAAGAAAAUUGACGAUUUUGAUUUCAUACAAAAUUUAGGGACCGGUUCAUAUGGAACCGUUGUGCUUGUACGCGACAAGACCACGUUUCUGUAUCAUGCCAUGAAGUCCAUCGAAAAAGAAGCCGCGGUCAAAACGAAAGCCCUCAAACAGUUGGCUCAAGAAAAGAAAAUUUUACAAAGUUGCAAUUUCAUGUUCGUGUUAACCUUAGACUUUUGUUGCAAGGAUAAUGUUUAUGUGUAUCUAUUAGUGCCGUACGCCGAAGGUGGCGAAUUGUUCACGUUAUUAAAAAAAUUAGGGGUGUUAUCGGAGCCUCUAGCUCAAUUCUACAGUGCGCAAAUAGUACUGGCCCUGGAGUACUUGCACCACUGCGACGUGAUACACCGCGAUGUCAAACCGGAGAACAUUCUUAUCACGAAGAAAGGAUAUCUGAAGUUGGGAGAUUUCGGUUUUUGUAAAAUAUUAAAGAACAGAGCUUGGACUUUAUGUGGAACUCCGGAGUAUUUAGCACCAGAAAUUAUAAAAUCUAAGGGGUAUUCGUACUCGGUCGAUUGGUGGGCAUUUGGAGUUCUUGUGUUCGAGUUGAACGUCGGAUACCCGCCAUUUUACAGUACAGAUACAAUGGCGCUUUACGAGAAGAUUCUAUCUGGAUCAUUCAAGACUCCGCCGACGAUGACUCCUAAUUGUAAAUUGCUGGUGAAGCAGUUGCUGGAAGUGGACCCGAGUAAGCGGAUUGGGUUCCUGAAGGCGGGGGUGUACGAUAUAAAGAGCCACGAGUGGUUCCAGGGGCUGGAGUGGAACAUGCUGCUGAGCCAGCAGAUUAAGCCGCCCUUCAUCCCGGUCCUCAACGAAGUCCUGGACCGGUCUGACAGCAUCAUGGGCACCAAGCUAAAACAUUCUCCUGUUAACCUUUUCGAAGAAGAAUUUGAAGAUUUCUAGCAUUGUGAACUUCGUAAAAUAACAUUUCUUCGGCCGCUUCAUUACAAAGUAGUACAUUAUAAACUGAAAUCCAUACUAUACACUAAAGAAAAAGCGAUCAAGCCCGCUGGUAGCGAAGCCGAGGGUUGAACCCGGGUUUCCAGCUAUCAAGGCUGAUGUGUUGGACCGCUACAAAAAAUAUUUAAUAAAAUUAUUUGAUUUGUUCCAUUUUAUAAUGCCUACUGUGUAGGUAUUCAAAUAUAUGGAAUAAAUACCUGUGUAAAGUAACGGCGCACUUUAGGGAUUUAAGGUUGUAGCAACUACUAUAUAACUCUUUUAUACUAAGUUAUUAAAUGACGCAGUUAUAAUAAUAAUUGUUUUACAAUUUAUACAUUCAUGAUUUUGAAAAUUAUCACUGAUUAAGUAAUUAAUUGAUUAAUGAGAUCACAUUUCAAUAUGAAAUAUUUAAAACCAAAAACUAAACAUCCAAUUAUAAGUCUAUGGAUAAUAGCUAUGUCUUGUUUGACUAUUAUAAAAAUCUAUUUUUUUUACGUAAAGUGUUUUAAUGCCAUGGUGAAAUAACUUUAUGACGGAACUCUAAAACCAUCCACAAAUUAAUAAUUUGAUACAUUUUU
This is a messenger RNA of Leguminivora glycinivorella, 1720 nucleotides long. RefSeq names its product cAMP-dependent protein kinase catalytic subunit gamma-like. Gene Ontology annotation, biological process: peptidyl-serine phosphorylation. The coding region runs from base 18 to 1106 and encodes 362 amino acids. The record is from RefSeq and is a predicted model, not a curated record. Lineage: Eukaryota; Metazoa; Arthropoda; Insecta; Lepidoptera; Tortricidae. Gene Ontology annotation, cellular component: nucleus; cAMP-dependent protein kinase complex. The transcript has a single exon. Gene Ontology annotation, molecular function: cAMP-dependent protein kinase activity; ATP binding.